This is a messenger RNA of Toxoplasma gondii ME49, 1662 nucleotides long. RefSeq names its product signal recognition particle 14kd protein. The transcript has 3 exons. Gene Ontology annotation, molecular function: endoplasmic reticulum signal sequence receptor activity; 7S RNA binding. Bases 665 to 1183 code for a protein of 172 amino acids. Gene Ontology annotation, cellular component: signal recognition particle, endoplasmic reticulum targeting. Gene Ontology annotation, biological process: SRP-dependent cotranslational protein targeting to membrane. The record is from RefSeq and is a predicted model, not a curated record. Lineage: Eukaryota; Apicomplexa; Conoidasida; Eucoccidiorida; Sarcocystidae.
GGAUAUAAUGAAUUUGCACACGCCAGAGUACAGCAAGUGAACCAACUACGUACUGCAUCAUAAUACAAGCAAUAGAACAUCUAGUUUUUUGGUUUGACGCAGCACACCCUCGUCGCACCAGAUUCCCGUCGCUUGUGUGUACGAUGUGAAAUCGUCAGUUGCUUUCGAGACGGAUUGCCGCCGCUUGGACGUCAUUGAUCUUUUUCUGUGCCGUGGGUGGAAUAGGCUGUUGUGUCGGUGUACAGCCUAGAGAAAGUGUCGAGUUAAUUUUGAUCAUCGACUCGGGACGGCGUCGUUCAAAGGGAGAAAUCGGGACCCUGAAGGCUCUGAAUUGUGGUGAAUGUUAGCAGUACUAAAGGCACUGUGGCUCGCCUGCCUGAUACGGUAGUAUCUCUUGCAGGCACUGUCCUGACCCAAAGGAUUCUGAAUAGCAGCAGCUUCUUUCAGCCAUCGUCCCGAACUGCCCACCGAGCCUGCAGCCGCAUCAAUCCGCUUUCUGCCAUCCGCGGGUUGUGUGCUUCGGAGGCGCCAACAGAGCAGCCCCGGUUGACGAGGUUUCAAUCAAGUCGAAUACUCGCAUUCAGUAGGUCUAAUUUCAGGUGCAAGCUUCCUAUGGGCUACCGGCCCUGUUGACGCCGACUUUUGGAUCACCAUCACGACCAAAAUGGUACUUGCUGAUAACAAUGUGUUUCUUGAAGAGCUCGGUCGUCUGUACGAGCAAAACCGGAAGACAGGCUGUGGAUCCGUCUGGGUGACUCUGAAAAGAACGUUUCCUGCUCUGAACGGCGUCCGUGGGUUAAAGCGUAAAAGAGCUCUUCAGGAUGAAGAGAAGCUUCAGACUAGUGUAUGUCUUAUACGGGCUACCAAUGGAAGAAAGAAGAUUUCAACGCAGGUUUCCUUAAAAGAAGUCACUCAGUUCAGCAGCGCUCUGAUGGGAGUGGUGAGGCUAAACGCAGAUGAUUUGCGCCCGUCCCAGCGAACGCAUCCCACAACAAACUGUCCCGAAGCAAAGUCUAGCGACGUCAUUCAGUCACCAGGAAACAAACGAAUGAAGACACAACGAAAAUGUUCUUCUGGAGAGGCAGGGAAGCAAGCUGUCAACGCAGGGAGCCGGGCUGUGGGUACGGAGAAACGAGAAGACUCUGCAUGCGAAGAGCUAGGCAGUGAAAAUGUGAGAAAGUAAAUCUUUCGUAAAUCAUCAGGAAGAAGUCACUUGUUUGUACAGUCCGCUUUGUUCUAGUUGUAUGUGACGGGGCGCCGCGCCCCUUUCCGAGGACGGUGUCGUUUAAUUUAUUCAUACAUAUAUGUAUAUAUAUAGUAAACGUAUAAGCAUAUGCUCUGUAUAAAUGGUCUACUCACCCCGUGGCUUAUGGUGGGUGCAUACGUAGCGGAGGAUGUGGCUAUAUCUUUUGCACGUAGCGCCGGUAUUCUCAUGCCAUGCGACAUCCCUAUCAUGUUUGCUGAACGAGUGUGCAGAUUACUGGCUGAGCACCUGUGUGGCUUGCUUUGUUUCGAACUUUGAUCCUGAAGUGUGGUUAGGGGGAAAGCUAACGUAAUCAUUCUUCUCAAAAAAUGACUGUACGCUGGUUUUGAAACGUUUCUAAGUACGUGAUUGUUUUGUUACGAAAGUUCCGGUCCCAACAAAUAUCCGAGCUCCCUGUC